This is a messenger RNA of Cantharellus anzutake, 630 nucleotides long. RefSeq lists its product as uncharacterized. Bases 1 to 630 code for a protein of 209 amino acids. Gene Ontology annotation, biological process: sphingoid catabolic process. NCBI's taxonomy places the organism in Eukaryota, Fungi, Basidiomycota, Agaricomycetes, Cantharellales, Hydnaceae. Gene Ontology annotation, cellular component: endoplasmic reticulum. The record is from RefSeq and is a predicted model, not a curated record. The transcript has 5 exons.
AUGUCCAAGAUUUCGAAUUGCUAUAAUCGUUCGAAUCUUCAGCUCGCCUUCUAUGGUGCAUAUCAUUCGAAUCCAAUAAACGUAGCAAUUCACAUCGUUUUUGUGCCCACGAUCCUCUGGACCGCACAUGUCUUCGCAUCGCACUGGGCACUCCCUUCACCUAUUCCUUACAUCUAUCACCCGAUAAACAAAUACCUGACUUUUGAAACAAACUGGGCUCUCUUGGCCGGAGCAGGCUACUGGCUAUACUACCUCCUCUUGGAACCAACAGCAGCGCUUCUUUACUUACCGCAGAUGGCAGCCUCUGUUCUUACCGCUACCACUUUCGCACACUCUACGAGUUUCAAUGAGAAACAAAUUUCGAUUACGCUUCACAUCGUUGCUUGGUUGGUACAAUUUGCGGGACACGGCUUUGCCGAAAAGCGAGCGCCUGCACUUUUGGAUGAUCUUGUGGGCGCGCUUGUGCUCGCUCCCCUCUUCGUCCACCUUGAAAUUCUCUUCGGACUUGGGUACAAGCCUGAAUUGCACAAGAAGAUCAAGAACCUUAUUGGGAGGAAAAUUGCCGAUAUUCGAGUUGCAGAAGGAAGGAAGAAGAGGAAAGAGGCGGCCCCAGUGGGAGUGUCGAGUUAA